Molecule: messenger RNA, 1657 nt
Organism: Toxotes jaculatrix (banded archerfish)
Lineage: Eukaryota; Metazoa; Chordata; Actinopteri; Toxotidae
Gene: chmp2a
Product: charged multivesicular body protein 2A
Exons: 6
Coding region: 153-815 (220 amino acids)
Biological process (GO): endosome transport via multivesicular body sorting pathway; late endosome to vacuole transport; protein transport
Cellular component (GO): multivesicular body; ESCRT III complex
Source: RefSeq, a predicted model, not a curated record
UGACGCCAUUUCCCGGAUGUGAAACUAUCGCAACACGGAAGAGUAGGAAAGAAAACAAAUAAUCGUUUAAAUUUGUUGAAGUCGGAGAAGACGCCCCGAAACACCUUUUACCCUCUGGAUUAAAACCUUCCAAACGACCAGCCUGCGACACGAUGGAGUUUCUGUUUGGGAGGAGAAAGACCCCAGAGGAGAUGCUGAGGCAGAAUCAGAGAGCGCUCAACCGAGCCAUGAGAGAACUGGACCGAGAGCGAAUGAAACUGGAGCAACAGGAGAAGAAGAUCAUUGCUGACAUAAAGAAAAUGGCCAAACAGGGACAAAUGGACGCUGUCAAGAUCAUGGCCAAGGAUUUGGUUCGCACAAGGCGCUACGUCAAGAAGUUCAUCAUGAUGAAAGCAAACAUCCAGGCUGUCAGUCUAAAGAUACAGACGCUCAAGUCCAACAACAGCAUGGCACAGGCCAUGAAAGGAGUCACCAAAGCCAUGGCCACCAUGAACAGACAGCUGAAACUGCCUCAGAUUCAGAAGAUCAUGAUGGAGUUUGAACGACAGAGCGAAAUCAUGGACAUGAAAGAGGAGAUGAUGAACGAUGCCAUUGACGAUGCCAUGGGUGAUGAGGAUGAUGAGGAGGAGAGUGACGCCAUCGUGUCCCAAGUGCUGGAUGAGCUGGGUCUCAAUCUGUCCGAUGAACUGUCAAAUCUUCCAACCCCCGGAGGAAACCUGUCGGUGGCUGGAGGAAAGAAGGCCGAGCCCCAGGCCGCCCUGGCUGAUGCAGACGCUGACCUGGAGGAGCGGCUGAACAACCUCCGGAGAGACUGAACACACAGUAACUGACAGUUUGUCAAUACAGAUACAAACAUACUCCAGUCUCUGUGUGUAGAUUCUUUUGAAGGUGUAACUGGUAGAACACUGGCUGUUUCAGCACACGGCCUGUGUUAUAAAGGUGUAUGGCCUUCUGUUUGAGGUGUUUUCAUUUUAUGAGUGUAUCAUGUAUUUUAUCCAAAAAAAAAAAAAAAAAAACCCUGCAAGGGUCAUUAUCCUCCAUAGGUCUAGAAAGCUCAUGUCUCAUUUAAGACAUUGCCAAAUGACACAAAUUCUGAGAGUGAAGAUUGAUUUCACAGUCUGUGUAAAUACUAACUCCUCAAGGCAUGAUGUUUUCACCAUUUAAAUUAACACUAAUUACAAAAUGUUCAAACGAACCCAAAUGAAAGUUGGUAACGUUACAGAGGUGGAUAUUUUAUAUGAGUGACAUAGAAAUUCAGCAUUUUUUGUACAUCAGGCUGGUUCGGUGUUCUUUGUACUAUCAUCAUAUAUAAAAUAUACUGGUUUAGCCCUGAUACAAGAUUUUUAUUAUGUUUAUUUGUGGGAGUUGGCAGACAUCAGCUGAAGAUGGUGUACAGAAAGUAUAUUAUCUCAACAUCUUUUCUGUCUAAAUUCACUAAUAGAACGGUUUAAUUUACAAAUAUAUAUAAAGGAUAAGAGAAAAACAGUGGUUGAGCUGACUCUGCCCCAGUGGAAAGGCACUCAUCUGCACUGCCUGCAAGAUUUUCACCAAAAUGUUAAUAAGGAGUCAGUCGUGUUUAUUUUUGAGAAAUUGUCCUGUUUUUUUUUUUUUUUUUUGUUCUUUGCUUUUUCUUUAUUCAAUAAACAUUUUUUCCAGA